CACGUUGCUUCCGGUCAGGCAGCUCAGGGGCAGCCCGAGGUGCGAGGUCCCCGAUACCGCGCCGUGCCAGAUCACGUGACGGUCCAAUAUGGCGGCGCCCAUGGAGCGGGCUUGCUCGUGGCUGCUGCGGGCGGCCACCCCAGCAAGGGGGUACCGCGCUGGGCCGCUGAAGUAUAGCCUAGGCGGUGUGUACCAGCCCGACCCCGACGACCCCAGCACGCCCAAGUGGCAGCUGCAGCCUGCUUACAAGGCCAAGAUGUUCGGGCGCUAUGGCUCCGCCUCGGGCGUGGACCCGGCCCGGCUGUGGCCCAGCCCCGAGCAGCUGCGGGAGAUGGAGGCCGAGGAGCGGGAGUGGUACCCGGGGCUGCGCGAGAUGGAGGCGGCACUAGACGAAAAGGAGCGCGAGGAGAAGAGGCAGCGGGUGCAGAGGGAGAAGCUGAUCAAGGCCAAGAUGGCCAAGAUGCCACAGCUGAUUGCAGAGUGGCAGCAGGAGAAGGCAGCACGCAAGCAGCAGGUGAAGGAGGAGAAGGCACAGCGUGCACGGCUAGUGGCCAAGGCCCAUGAGCACUUUGGCAACAAGGUGAAUCCCAGCAGCCCCCAAUUCCAGGAGCUGGUGCAGGAGCUAGACCGCAAGGAGCGUAAGGAACGCAAGCUCCUGAAGAAGCAGCAGAAAGAGGCAGCGGAGCAGGCAGCAGCUAAAACCCCAGCCCCUGUCUCUGCUGGGGAGGACUUAGCUGCCUAGAGGGGGUGGGGGGCUGGGGAAGAGAGUUGUCAUGGAAAUCAAUUUUGUCCCUGGUUCUUGCUGAGCCUGGAGUGCAGGCAGCUUGAAUCUAGGACUAGCUCUUGCUGGUUCCCAGCAGCCUCUGCCCCACUCUGGAUGGUGGCUCCUCCUCUUACCUAGCACAGGUACUUCAAAGGAUGUGUCUAGACUUAGUGCUAUGUAUGGGGCUUCCUCAUGCUCUGUGGAGAUGGUCAGUGGAGCCCCCCACAAAGGGGUGGUGCUGCCCCCUCUUCCCUAUGAAGCCAGUACUGCUUGGAGCAGAGUGUUAUCCUUGCCCAAACCCCAGUGGCACAGCCCCACCCCCUGCCUCUGUGUUGAAAUAAAAGCCUCCCAGGCCUUA
Messenger RNA from Alligator mississippiensis (American alligator), 1121 nucleotides. It is a transcript of the gene GADD45GIP1, whose product is annotated as GADD45G interacting protein 1. Gene Ontology annotation, cellular component: nucleus. NCBI's taxonomy places the organism in Eukaryota, Metazoa, Chordata, Crocodylia, Alligatoridae. The transcript is spliced from 2 exons. The coding region runs from base 89 to 742 and encodes 217 amino acids. The record is from RefSeq and is a predicted model, not a curated record.